AUGCUCCGCACGGACGGCGGUAAGCGAGCCACCGCUGAGGCGGAGGCAUUUGAACGAGACCUCAACCAGGUGCUUCGUCAGGCCAGUGAGCAGUACGCUACCGAUAUUUUAAGAGAAGCGGUAACACCUGCGCUCAGGUGUCGUCAGCUGGACAUUGCGCACGCAGCUGUCGAGGAGCACUCCAGAGCGGAGGCACUCGAGCAGACACUGCGCACAGCGCUCACGGCGGUACAGCGCGUGCUUUCGCCCUGGGCCCAGGGCGUUCUGCAACGGAGGCAGGGUCCAGGAGGUGACGGUGUCUCGGAGGCGGCUCUAGAGCCAGUGUCGGCUUCUGGUACCUCACGAUCGCGUAGUUUCGGUUGGCACUGGCCCUGGCGCCAAAAACAGAAGUAUGCUCAGGUCGUUCGCCAACCGUCAGCAGUCGCGCCGGCAAAGUGCCCCCCCGCUGACACUCGAGCAAUCUGUGACGCGCUAGCAGCGCUUGCCCUGCUGGACGUUUGCGUUAUGAACACGAACAUAGCUGUGAAUCGGGUGCUCAUCCGAUACAACUUGCCGCUCAUCCAGCAGAUCGCGCUUCUGCCGCUCUGCGUCGAUGAUCCGCAGCAACCGCCGGCACCAAAAGGGGUAACGAGUCCAUCGGCUGUCCCAGUAGAGUGCCAGGUCUUGGUCGUUCGAGCUCGCCAGUGCCUGAUCCAUUGGGCGCAGGUCAUGACGCCCCUGGUUGCAGAGAUUCCCGAGUUCCAGCAGGCCGCUGCUGCAGUCCAGCGCGACGGCCUCUCUCUCUCCGCACGAUACCGGAGGGUUCGUCGCCCAGCGUCAACGUCCGGGAGCGGAGCUGGGCCCCGGCCGACAGCCGGCACUGCCGAACGACGACCAGUGCCUGGGACAACGGUGCCGGCGUCAGCGAACGUUGGGGCACCAGCGGCCUCAGUGCGACGAUUUUAUCGAGCACCAAUGAUUUUACCGCAAGCGUGGAUGUGGGCAUGGACUGCGUCCAUGCACGCUGGCGUUUUCUGUCAGUACGGGAGCGGUCCGACCUGGUAUCCGACACCGAGUCCGGUGCAGGCUCCGCCAAACCGUCGAGACCAGAUGCUGAACCGCUUGCGGGCUGCGUUCCAGGAGACGCGUGAAACGAUUGACCUCUUCCAGGCAAUGUGCGAUAGCUUUCGAGAUGCACCAGUGGGUACUUCGCCCAACUCGGAGACGCUGGAGAACGCACGCAGUCGCUUUGAACGAGUCCAAAUGAUGCGCGACGGGCUCGCUAGCCUUGUACCGCGCAUCGUGGAGCCUCCGCUACGACAGGAGGCAUCACGGCUGCUUUGUGAUGCAGAGCGAGCUCUCACAGAGUUUCGAACGCUCUGCGAAACGAAUGCAUUUUUCAGAGCAGCAUUAUCCCCGGAUGGCCACGUUGCACAGCGUGCGCCUGCUCCCAUCGUACCGCCAGAAGAUGGUGACGGAUGCACCUCCGCUCCGAUGCAAGCGGAACCAGAACAUGAGUUGCUACCGCUCCACGAGAAUCUUAGUUGGGCGGCAUUGUCGCCAACGGCCCCGGCUGCCGAGGACCUGAUCGAUGUGGAGACUGCACACACCCGCAUGGAGAGCACGAAUGAAGUGCAUCGUGGCGUCUCUGUGAACGAGCACCUGAUCGAUUCCUCUGACGAUGAAGCCCAAGAUACGGUACAGCAUCCGGUUCUACAGCCACGAAGAGCGUCGCGACGAAGUGAGCAGGAGCGCGCGCCUUCCCCACCGUUGACAUCGUCGUAG
This is a messenger RNA of Cyanidioschyzon merolae strain 10D, 1764 nucleotides long. RefSeq lists its product as hypothetical. The record is from RefSeq and is a predicted model, not a curated record. Lineage: Eukaryota; Rhodophyta; Bangiophyceae; Cyanidiales; Cyanidiaceae. The coding region runs from base 1 to 1764 and encodes 587 amino acids. The transcript has a single exon.